Acanthamoeba castellanii str. Neff is the source of this 1293-nucleotide messenger RNA. RefSeq names its product phosphatidylinositol glycan, class W, putative. The transcript has 11 exons. Gene Ontology annotation, molecular function: glucosaminyl-phosphatidylinositol O-acyltransferase activity. Gene Ontology annotation, cellular component: endoplasmic reticulum; membrane. The coding region runs from base 1 to 1293 and encodes 430 amino acids. Gene Ontology annotation, biological process: GPI anchor biosynthetic process; protein localization to plasma membrane. The record is from RefSeq and is a predicted model, not a curated record. NCBI's taxonomy places the organism in Eukaryota, Discosea, Longamoebia, Acanthamoebidae.
AUGAGCUCCUACAAGGAGGAGAAGGAGGCGUUUGUGAGCAACCUGCAUGGCACCAGCAUGGGCGAGGUGGCUCUUGUGGCACUCACCAUCCCGGUCACCUACCUGCUGCACAGCGUGGUGGUGUCGCUGUGCUCCCGAUCGGCGCCCGACUUUGGCGCGCCGCUGCGGUUCGUGGUCGACUUCGUGUGCCUGGUGCUGCCCAUGCUGGCCACCUUCACCAUGCCCCACACCGUCCCCCUCGUCUUCGCCGGUGUUCUCCUCCUGUGCGCCGCGCUCGAUGCCUACUCUCGCUGGCGGCACAACACGUCGUGCUUUAUGACGAGCGGCGCGCGCGACUCGGACGCCGCGCCGAUGCUGGUGGGCAAGUACAAGCCCUUCCUCAGCAUGUACCGAACGGCCAUGAUGCUGUGCACGUGCAUCGCCAUCCUGGCUGUUGACUUCCCGAUCUUCCCUCGCCGCUUCGCCAAAACCGAAACUUAUGGCACCUCCCUGAUGGACAUGGGCGUCGGGUCGUUCCUCCUCUCCAACGCGCUGGUGUAUCGCCAGACCCGGAGGAAGAGCGUCGUCAACCUGCUGCUGCGAAUGGCCCCGCUCCUCGUCCUGGGCUGCGUGCGCCUGCUCACCGUGAAGAGCACCGACUACCAAGAGCACGUGACCGAGUACGGCGUGCACUGGAAUUUCUUCUUCACCCUCGCCGCCGUCUCGCUGUUGGCCGGACUCUGCAACGUGUCGGAGGCAAAGGGCGCCGUCUACGGCCUCCUCCUGGCUCUGGCCUACCAGGCGGCGCUGGGUCUGGGCCUGCGCGAUUACAUCCUCCACGCGCCCCGAGUCGACCUUCUCUCACAGAACAAGGAGGGCGUGUUUAGUGCGAUCGGUAAGAUCACCACCCAGACCUCCGUGUGGCAGUGGACACAACUCACUUCAAUUGCCAUGCUGCUCGUCGAUCGCAAGACGAGGCGGGACGGAUGGCGCUUGGUCAUGCGCCUGGCCGCGCUGGACGUCCUCCUCUGGGUGGUCACCCUCGCCGUUGACGCCUACGUGGAACCGAGCUCGCGACGCAUGAUGAACCUCACCUACGUGCUCAGCACGCUGGCCCAGAACCUGCUCACCCUGUGCCUGGUGGUACUAGUGAGCAUGCUGGCCAAUCUGAUGGUGGGCCUGGUCAACUUCUCGAUGAAGACGCUCUACGCCGGCGAUUCUGAGGCCCUCGGGGUGCUCACAGGCUACAUGCUGGCCGUGUGUGGUCUCGCCUCGGUCCUUCACUCCUUCAACAUCACCAUCAAGUUCUGGUGA